CUGUGAGGUUCGAACCCACACGAAAAUAUGUGCAGAAGAUCUUAAGUCUCGCCCUUAACAUCUCGGGCAAACCAGCUUCUUGAUUUAUCACAUUAAAAUUCAAGUUAAUAGAAUUUACAGUAUUACCUUCAGAACAUUCUAGAACUACUGAGAAACUUCGAAUCGAAAUCAAAUCAAAAUAAUCCCAAAUAACAUUACAAAAUCCACAAACCCUAACACACACAAAAAAAUCCCUUUCUUCUCCAAACCAAAUCAAAUCAACAAUCUCAAACUCAUUCAUUCAUCAAUGGCGGAACAUUUAGCUUCAAUUUUCGGCACAGAAAAAGACAGAGUCAAUUGUCCAUUUUACUUCAAGAUCGGAGCAUGUAGACAUGGCGAUCGAUGUUCACGACUCCAUACAAAGCCAAGUAUAAGCCCUACCAUUUUGCUAUCAAAUAUGUAUCAGCGUCCUGAUAUGAUUACUCCUGGUGUUGAUGUUCAUGGUCAACCGAUUGAUCCGCGUAAGAUUCAGGAUCAUUUUGAAGAAUUUUAUGAAGAUUUGUUUGAAGAAUUGUCUAAGUAUGGUGAUAUUGAAAGUCUUAAUGUUUGUGAUAAUCUCGCUGAUCAUAUGGUUGGUAAUGUGUAUGUUCAGUUUAGAGAGGAAGAACAUGCUGGAAAAGCUGUUAAGAAUCUUACUGGAAGAUUUUAUGCUGGUAGGCCAAUUAUUGUUGAUUUCUCUCCAGUGACAGACUUUCGCGAGGCUACGUGCAGGCAGUAUGAGGAGAAUACUUGCAACCGUGGUGGUUAUUGCAACUUCAUGCACUUGAAAAGGAUUAGCAGGGAAUUGAGGCGCCAGUUGUUUGGAAAGCGCCAUGAGAGGCACAGCAGGAGCCGGAGCAGGAGUCCUUACAGGCAUCGGAGUUAUGAGGAGCGGUCUCAUCGCAGUCGUAGCAGUAAGUAUGAUGACAGGGACAGAGAUAGAGAAUAUCAUCGUGACAGUGAUAGCAGGAGGCGCAGGACUUCAAGUCCUGGAAGGAGGAGGGGAAGGAGUCCCAGUCGCAGUCAAAGUCCUGUUGGAAGGAGGAAUCGCAGUCCAGUCAGGGAUGGUAGUGAGGAGAGACGUGCGAGAAUUGAGCAGUGGAACAGAGAGAGGGAAGAGAAAGAACCAGCAAGUAAGGUUAAUACUGAGGAAACCAAUAAUGGCAAUAACGGGGGGCACUCUCAAAAUGCUAGCACAUUUCACGAGAAUCAGCAGCAACAUCAAUCUGCUCAGGAGGGAUAUUGAUCUGUCUAUGUUACUGGUGGUGCAGGUUCAGCCUAUGCUUUGGGAGGAUGUUUUAAUGGAUCUUUCAUCAUGUAUUAAUUUGUCGAUCUUGGCGAGCUGAGCAUCUUGGCGAGGACAAAGAUGACUUUAAUUUUAUUUUUCUCCUGCAUGUUAGAAUCCUUUCUUAUUGUGUAAGCUUUAGAUGCCUAUCGGAGACUGACUAUUGAACUUGGUAUUUUUAUAUUUCUCUUGUAAAAUUGUUACUGAGGCGAGGUGGUAGAUUUGAACGUUAACAGUG
Messenger RNA from Trifolium pratense (red clover), 1541 nucleotides. Its product is annotated as splicing factor U2af small subunit B-like. Lineage: Eukaryota; Viridiplantae; Streptophyta; Magnoliopsida; Fabales; Fabaceae. Gene Ontology annotation, cellular component: U2AF complex; spliceosomal complex. Gene Ontology annotation, molecular function: metal ion binding; pre-mRNA 3'-splice site binding. Gene Ontology annotation, biological process: mRNA splicing, via spliceosome. Bases 287 to 1264 code for a protein of 325 amino acids. The record is from RefSeq and is a predicted model, not a curated record. The transcript is spliced from 6 exons.